Molecule: messenger RNA, 3776 nt
Organism: Colius striatus (speckled mousebird)
Lineage: Eukaryota; Metazoa; Chordata; Aves; Coliiformes; Coliidae
Gene: ALDH18A1
Product: aldehyde dehydrogenase 18 family member A1
Exons: 22
Coding region: 780-3173 (797 amino acids)
Cellular component (GO): mitochondrion; cytoplasm
Molecular function (GO): glutamate-5-semialdehyde dehydrogenase (NADP+) activity; glutamate 5-kinase activity; ATP binding
Source: RefSeq, a predicted model, not a curated record
UGGCGAGUGCAGUCCCAAUCUCAGAGGGGCGAGCGGCCUUGCGCAGCAAGCGCGGCUGGUGCCCUUUGUCUUCCUGCGAGUGGAGGAUCAGGAGGGGUUGCUGUAUUGCUCACUGCAGAGGACUGUGGAUAAAAAGUGAGCUAAGCCUUGAAGCUGCAGAAGUACUGUACAUAUAGUCACUGUGAUGCUACCUGCACCAGGAUGCUCCCAGUUCUUUUGGUCCUCGUAAGCUUUCGAGAGCUUUGAAGAUUUUGCUUCAAGUUUUCUUGACAUCUACAGAGCAUUGCUAUUCUGUGGAAUUAUUGGCAGAGUGAAAUUGAAGUUUGGACCACUGCAAGCACUAGUUUGACUGAUAAGAGCUGUGUUGGCCUCACUGUUCCAGAGCUUUCAUCCAGGGAAGAAAACAUCUGAGAGUCACUGUGAAUGAUGCUCUGAGAAGUCAGUUCAAACUACAGUGAAAGGUGAAAAGCAAAUAGAGCGGUAGAAACUAUCGGGAUUUGGGCAUCAGCUUAUCCUUUAUAAAGAUGGAAUGCCAUCUUGUUUCUCCAGAACCUCAAAAGAAGAGGGAAACACAUUGUGAGGGCAGAGAAUAAGAAAAGGAAAGGAAGUUGCGGCUGGCUGGUUUAACUGUUGCUAGAGAACGGUUGUUGAAGUUCUACACCGAGGCUUUUAAUGUGGAGAUUGUCUGUGGCAAAGGGAAACAGGAGAGAGUCUUCCAGAAGAACAAGAUAGUUGCAAGCAGCUCCAUAAUAGCCUUGGUUUGAAGAAGACAUCUCAAAAUGUUGUGUCGAGCUGCUCUCAGCCCUGUUGUCCAUUCCCCUGGAUGGCGCUUUGUGUCGUCGCCAAAUGCCACCGCAGCCAUUUCCCGAUUAUACCAAAGAUUAAGGAACGAAUCCAUCCGUUGUUGGAGCAACAUCCCAUUUAUCACCAUGCCGCUCAGCCGUGCACACGGAAAGUCGUUUGCACACCGCAGUGAGCUGAAGCAUGCGAAGCGUAUUGUAGUGAAGCUGGGUAGUGCUGUUGUGACUCGAGGGGACGAGUGUGGUUUGGCCCUUGGGAGGCUCGCAUCUAUUGUUGAGCAGGUGUCAAUGCUGCAAAAUCAGGGCCGAGAGAUGAUGAUUGUCACCAGCGGUGCUGUAGCUUUUGGAAAGCAACGGUUGCGUCAUGAGAUCUUGCUUUCUCAGAGUGUGAGGCAAGCGCUUCAUUCAGGCCAGAGCCAGCUAAAAGAUAUGGCUAUUCCAGUCUUGGAAGCCCGAGCCUGUGCGGCAGCUGGCCAGAGCGGACUAAUGGCUUUGUACGAGGCCAUGUUUACACAAUAUAGCAUCUGCGCAGCUCAAAUUUUGGUCACCAACCUAGAUUUCCACGAUGAGCAGAAGCGUCGGAACUUGAACGGAACAUUACAUGAACUUUUAAGAAUGAAUAUCGUCCCUAUAAUUAACACUAAUGAUGCUGUUGUUCCACCUCCAGAGCCGAAUAGUGAUCUGCAGGGGGUAAAUGUGAUCAGCGUGAAGGAUAACGACAGUCUGGCAGCACGACUGGCUGUGGAAAUGAAAACUGAUCUCCUGAUUGUUCUCUCAGAUGUAGAAGGACUGUUUGACAGCCCUCCAGGAUCUGAUGAUGCAAAGCUCAUUGACAUAUUCUACCCAGGAGACCAGCAGUCUGUAACAUUUGGAACCAAAUCCCGAGUGGGAAUGGGAGGCAUGGAAGCCAAGGUAAAAGCAGCUCUGUGGGCACUCCAAGGAGGCACCUCUGUGGUGAUUGCAAAUGGAACUCACCCAAAGAUUUCGGGUCAUGUCAUCACAGAUAUUGUGGACGGGAAAAAAGUCGGAACCUUUUUUUCAGAGGUAAAACCUGCAGGUCCUACAGUAGAGCAGCAAGCUGAAAUGGCUCGAGCUGGUGGCAGGACCCUGGCAGCUCUACAGCCUGAACAGAGAGCAGAGGUUAUUUAUCGUCUUGCUGACUUACUGACUGACCAGAGAGAAGAAAUUCUCUUGGCAAACAAAAAGGACUUAGAAGAGGCUGAAAAUAAAGGGAGAUUGGCACUUCCUUUGUUGAAACGUCUGAGUCUGUCUACAUCAAAGCUCAAUAGCUUGGCUAUCGGUCUGCGUCAGAUUGCAGCAUCCUCUCAGGACAGCGUCGGCCGUGUAAUUCGGCGAACGAGAAUAGCAAAAGACCUGGAUUUGGAGCAAGUGACGGUGCCUAUCGGAGUCCUUCUCGUGAUCUUUGAGUCCCGUCCCGAUUGUCUUCCACAGGUGUCUGCUUUGGCCAUAGCCAGUGGAAAUGGCUUACUGCUUAAAGGAGGGAAAGAGGCAGCACAUAGCAAUCAAAUCCUUCAUCAUCUGACACAAGAAGCACUCUCCAUUCACGGGGUCAAAGACGCAGUGCAACUGGUGAACACAAGAGAGGAAGUAGAAGAUCUUUGCCGUUUGGAUAAGCUGAUAGAUCUAAUCAUUCCACGUGGUUCAUCACAGCUAGUCAGGAACAUCCAGAAAGCUGCUAAGGGAAUCCCAGUGAUGGGACACAGCGAAGGGAUCUGUCAUGUGUAUGUGGACACGGAUGCCAGCGUUGAGAAGGUCACACGAAUAAUCAGAGACUCGAAGUGUGAAUAUCCUGCUGCCUGUAAUGCUCUGGAAACUCUCUUAAUUCAUCGAGACUUGCUGAGAACCCCAUUGUUUGAUCAGAUCAUAGACAUGUUGAGAGUGGAACAGGUUAAGAUUCACGCUGGCCCAAAGUUUGCAUCUUACUUGACAUUCAGCCCUUCAGAAGUGAAAUCUCUCCGCACGGAAUAUGGGGACCUGGAGUGCUGCAUUGAGGUGGUGGACAGUGUCCAAGAGGCUGUCGACCACAUCCACAAGUACGGAAGUUCUCACACGGAUGUUAUCAUCACAGAGAAUGAGAAAACAGCAGAGUUCUUCCUCCAGCAUGUCGACAGCGCUUGUGUUUUCUGGAACGCCAGUACCCGAUUCUCUGACGGCUAUAGAUUUGGACUUGGUGCUGAAGUGGGAAUUAGUACUUCUCGUAUACAUGCACGUGGACCAGUGGGAAUUGAAGGACUCUUAACUACAAAGUGGUUGCUGAGGGGGGACAAUCAUGUUGUUUCUGACUUCUCUGAGCAUGGGAGCAUGAAGUACCUUCAUGAGAGCCUCCCUCUCCCUCAGAGAAAUACCACCUAAGAACAUCAGGGCAGGAGGGAAAACUGAGGGCCAUAAGUAUUUCCUGAAGAUGUUCAGGCUUCAGGGUCCUUGAUGGGCAGAGAAUUUGUUUUUUGUCUUCAGGAACAUUGCUCUUUGUCACUGUGCAGUACAGUGAAUCCAAAAAGAUCCCAUCUGUGAGAAUUUUUUCCUGCCUCUGUUUCCUUGGAUAAUAUCUGCAGACUGACCUCACUUUUCCCAGAGGCAGACUUCUUCAAAACAUACAGGUAACGCAAGGAGAUGUAACUAUCUGCUACAUUCUUUUUUUUAUCCCAGUGCUCUUUAUAGCAAAUAUGCUUGCUAGUGGAGCAUAUUUUUUUCACAAGUUUUUGUUUUAUUGGAAUAUCUAUUCUGGAGAAUAAACUUCAUAGUUCUUCUCUUUUCUCCAGUUUUAUGAACCUGGCAGCUCUUGAGGGAUGGGAAGCUUUACACUUUAACACUUUACACUUAUUUUCUUUGUAUUCGAUCACUCCUGUAAUAAGGGGGUAGAUGUUCCAAAUGCAUAGUAAGCUUUCAACAAAGAAACCUUUUGUAUCUAAGUUCUUUGUAUCGUGGAUGAUUGUAGAUAAAAAACGCAACUGUCUA